UGUACGCGUGUUAAAUGACCACUUGACAUUAUUUCUGGAGGAUAUAUUUAACAGUUAGAGGCCUCUUUAACUUUCAAAAAUGAAGAUACCGGGCGCAGUUGUCAUAGUAACUGGCGGUUCCCGUGGGCUUGGUCGAGCAUUCUCUGUGGAGUUGCUGAAACGAGGCGCAAGGGUGUGUGUUGCGGACAUCAACGAGACGGAGGGCCGUCAGACGGAGGCGGAACUGCAGCGACAGUACGGUGCGGACAAGGCGUUCUUUGUUAAAUGUGACGUAACCAAGGAAGACGACACGAAAGAUCUGUGGCGGGUGGCGGUGGAGCGCUUCACGACGGUCGACCUGAUGGUGAACAACGCCGGCAUCAUGAACGAAACCCUAGUGGAGGAGACUGUGCAGAUCAACCUGAUGGGAGCCAUGCGGGGCUCGAUGCUGGCGUUCGAACACAUGCGGAGGGACCGGGGAGGGAAGGGCGGUGUCAUCAUCAACGUUGCUUCCACUGCAGGGUUGUUUCCUGUGUUCUUCAUGCCCACAUAUGUUGCCUCCAAGUACGCCCUCGUCGGAUUUACACGCAGCUGGGCCUCGAACCCGUGCCAGGCGAGGUUUGGUGUGAACUGGGCGGUCCUGUGCCCCGCCUUCGCCGACACGAGCAUGCUGUCUGUGGCCCUGGACGGCCCCGACCCUCCCCUCGUUACCUACCAAGAAAACAAGGAGCAGGUUAUCGCAACAGUCAAGACAAUAGGCAUCAACAGCGUGGAUGACGUUUCCCGUGCGUUCGUUGAGCUGGUAGAGAAAGACGAUAACAACGGUGCCGUCGUCACAGUCGAGAAGAACAUGGGCGGAGCCGUCUACCGCUUCGUCAAAAAUCCAAACUGUCUCUGACACCAUCGCGUCGACCACUUAACCGUCGACGUUUCAUCCAACCCUAUCUAACGUACUUCGACCUAAAUUCCGUCUCAAAGAACUUAGUCACGUAGACCGACGUCAACCAGUCAUCUUCGCACACUGAACUCAUUAAAUGGCAAUUGUGUGCCAUAAUAUAACUAGAUCUUGUUUAAAGCAUUUUCGGGUUAGCUGUAUUUGGAUCUUGCUUUCAUUUAUUGUGUGUUGCAUUGACAACUCUUUAAAAAAAAUAAAAAAAUACAAUCGUG
Mya arenaria is the source of this 1146-nucleotide messenger RNA. Its product is annotated as 15-hydroxyprostaglandin dehydrogenase [NAD(+)]-like. The transcript is spliced from 7 exons. Gene Ontology annotation, cellular component: cytoplasm. NCBI's taxonomy places the organism in Eukaryota, Metazoa, Mollusca, Bivalvia, Myida, Myidae. The coding region runs from base 80 to 877 and encodes 265 amino acids. Gene Ontology annotation, molecular function: oxidoreductase activity, acting on the CH-OH group of donors, NAD or NADP as acceptor. The record is from RefSeq and is a predicted model, not a curated record.